UUCACUUCCACUUUUCAUCGAUCUCUCCUUCCCAAGCCCUAUAUAUAUAGACAUAAACAACUCUACCUUUGAUUCAUUUUUCUUUUCAACGGAUCACCAAAUCAACAGUAUACUCAUGGAUGAAGUCUCUCGUUCUCAUCCACCGCAUUUACUGUCAAGAGAUCUUCAUCACUAUCACCAUCAAAACGCUGUACUAAAACGCGACCGAGAAGAAGACCAGUUUGAACCCAACAACGACCACUCUAAUUCAUCCGGCAAAGACCAAACCACGACUCCCUCUGGACAAGAGAAUACCAAGAAGAGAAGGCCACGUGGCAGACCCGCUGGUUCCAAGAACAAACCCAAAGCACCGAUCGUAGUCACCCGAGACUCCGCAAACUCCCUUAGAUGCCACGUCAUGGAGAUAACCAACGCCUGUGAUGUGAUGGAAAGCUUAGCCGUCUUUGCUAGACGCCGUCAGCGUGGCGUCUGCGUCUUCACCGGAAACGGCGCCGUUACAAACGUCAACGUUAGACAACCCGGCGGAGGCGUCGUUAGUUUACACGGACGGCUCGAGAUUCUCUCUCUCUCGGGAUCGUUUCUACCUCCACCAGCUCCAUCAGCUGCGUCUGGUCUAACGGUUUACUUAGCCGGUGGUCAAGGUCAAGUGGUCGGGGGCAGUGUCGUGGGACCGCUUGUGGCUUCUGGUCCAAUUGUGAUUAUGGCAGCUUCAUUUGGGAACGCAGCUUACGAGAGGCUGCCAUUAGAGGAUGAGGAAGAAACUGAAAGAGAAAUAGAUGGAAACGCGGCUAGAGCGGUUGGAACGCAAACGCAGAAAGAGUUAAUGCAUGAUGCGGCGUCGUUUACACAUUCGGAUGUAGUCAACUCUGUUUCGUUGCCAGGUGAAGCUUACUGGGGACCGCAACGAUCGUGUUUCCCCUAAGAUUUAUUUGGAAACUUUCGUCUUCUUCUUUUCUUUACUUUUUAAUUUUCUAAAGAUUUUUACUAGGUUUGGAUUUUAAUGUUUGCUGAUCAAUGCCUGGAAGUUUAAUUAAUGUUUGUUACAGAUCAAGAAUGUGUGUUGAGACGCAGUGGUCUGGUCCCGGAUUGAUCUUGAUGGGCUUUUGCGUGUGUGCUGACUCGAUGUUUAAGUGACAUAGUUGCUUUCAUGUGUGUUUUUCUUUGUUGCUGAAUAUAAUUUU
Capsella rubella is the source of this 1181-nucleotide messenger RNA. Its product is annotated as AT-hook motif nuclear-localized protein 18. Gene Ontology annotation, biological process: vegetative to reproductive phase transition of meristem. Gene Ontology annotation, molecular function: minor groove of adenine-thymine-rich DNA binding; DNA-binding transcription factor activity. Gene Ontology annotation, cellular component: nucleus. Lineage: Eukaryota; Viridiplantae; Streptophyta; Magnoliopsida; Brassicales; Brassicaceae. The record is from RefSeq and is a predicted model, not a curated record. The transcript has a single exon. The coding region runs from base 116 to 922 and encodes 268 amino acids.